UUUAGGUUGGCAGUUGACUUGCGAUUGUGAUUGUGAACUGUCGAACUAAAUUGAUAAGUUUGUUUUGUCACAAAAAUAUGGUCAUAGUUUUAUAAAUUCAGCGAAAUCAUGAGAUAAGUAGUACCACAUGUAAACAUACAUUUGCAAUGUGUCAAGUGAAUAACGCAUAAACAUAAUGAAAGUCGUGUGGAUCAUGUUGUGAAAAUGCGAAGUGUUACAUUCGGAUUUAUUGGAUGUCACACGCGAUUGUAAUCUUCGAAGGGGUCUCCGUCUCUACGAAGAACCAUAUCGUUUUCAUUGUGGAUACGUUACAUGUACGCAGCGGGAAUGACAAUAAUGGCAGUUUCUGUUGGCGAAAUUUGCGAGAACACGAAGUUGGCGAGGGAGAUGGCCCUGAUGGGGAACUAUGAGUCGGCGCUGGUGUACUACGAGGGCACCGUGCAGAUGAUCCACAGGCUGCUCAUCACCAUCGCGGACCCUACACGCAAGUCCAAGUGGCAACUGGUUCAAAAGCAGAUGGCACGCGAGUACGAGCAGCUGAAAGCAACGGUGGCUACCUUGCAGAUGUUCCAGCACGAAGGAGAGAAAGCCAUCACACCACUUGCGGGCAAAGGAGGAGACGGCAUCCCAGUCCGCCUCGCUCCGCGCCAUGUCCUGAACCAAUACCGGACGCGAGAGGUCGCCGACUACAUCCUUAAGGACCCAUGCAGGGCACACUGUCAUCGUAUGCUCCACCGUGUCGUCCGGGCGGUCCACGCAGUGAUGACACCCGGGCGUUUCCUCCCGCCCUAUCAGAAACAGAAACCUAUAGAAGCUCCCAAGUCCGACUACGAGGACCUACCAACACGCGAUCAGAUGUGGGCCCCAGCGCCGCACGAGCUCGACCCCGAUAUAUGGCCCCCACCGCCAGACAGAGACCCCAACGCGUGGCCCCCACCCACUAGCGUAGAACACAAAGGGCCUCCCGCAAUGAAAUCGGCACGAGCUAACCCCAGGACGGCUCGAAACGACAACAAAAAAACUACACCGGCCAAUCGCAAUGCGACCUCUUCACAACGAAAAACCUCUGAUGCUAGGAAUCCUAAAAACGCAACAAAUAAAGCACAUAGCGCAAAAACAAAGGACACGAGCAAUAAAGACCACAGCAGUAAGGACAAGCAGGACAGGGACAACAACAACGGUGACACUGAUGAUGAGAAGCAUAAGGACGAGGAGAGGAGGUUCGAGCCGCCGUCCGCCGCCGAUGGAGACCUGGUUGAUAUGCUUGAGCGAGAUAUAGUACAAAAGAACCCCAACAUCCGAUGGGACGACAUCGCUGACCUGGCAGAAGCCAAGCGACUGCUGGAGGAAGCCGUAGUCUUGCCCAUGUGGAUGCCCGACUUCUUUAAGGGCAUCAGACGGCCGUGGAAGGGCGUCCUGAUGGUGGGUCCCCCGGGCACGGGUAAGACGAUGCUGGCGAAGGCAGUGGCCACGGAGUGCGGCACCACCUUCUUCAACGUAUCCUCGUCCACACUCACCUCCAAGUACCGCGGGGAGUCCGAGAAACUAGUCAGAUUGUUAUUCGAAAUGGCCCGGUUCUACGCGCCGAGCACGAUCUUCAUAGACGAGAUAGACUCGCUGUGCUCGCGGCGCGGCUCCGACAGCGAGCACGAGGCGUCACGCCGCGUCAAGUCCGAGCUACUCGUGCAGAUGGACGGCCUAGGGUCUGCUACGGAUGAACCUGCUAAAGUAGUAAUGGUAUUAGCAGCGACAAACUUUCCGUGGGACAUAGACGAGGCGUUGCGGCGGCGGCUGGAGAAACGUAUCUACAUCCCGCUGCCGACGCAGGAGGGCCGCGAGGCACUCCUCGGCAUCAACCUCCGGGAGGUUAAACUAGACCCUGAGGUCGACCUCCGAGCCAUCGCCAAGAAACUCGAUGGGUACUCCGGUGCUGAUAUCACUAAUGUCUGCAGGGACGCAUCAAUGAUGUCGAUGCGACGCAAAAUAGCUGGCCUAAAACCCGAGCAGAUCAAACAACUUGCCAAGGAAGAACUCGACUUGCCGGUCACCAAGCAGGACUUCAUGGAAGCGCUGGCCAAGUGCAACAAGUCCGUGUCGAAGGGAGACAUUCAGAAGUACCUCUCCUGGAUGGCAGAGUUCGGCUCCUCCUGAUUGUAGCACUAGCGGCGCGACAUCACCGUCCUGAGACACAUCGCAGCACGACGUGUUCACACGUAACAAGCUUCUAUCUCGAACGUCGCUUCUCCACGAAACACGUUCCAAAUAGAAACUUUACAAACACGAAAAAUUGCCUUAAACUCAAUGUUAUAAAAUAUUUAAGUUAACGAAGUAACAUUCAGACUGUUGCAGUAUUAAUACGGAAAGUAUAAAAUUGAUAGUGGCAUAUCGAAAUUGAUAAUAUUAUGUAAGUGAGAAAUCAUUUAUUGACAGUAGAGUGAAACAUUCCGGUUUUAAAAUAAUAUUGUAAAUACGCUUCUAACUCUACUAAUUGUUGGCAUUUUAUUGAUAACUUUCAAGACGAUAUAUUUAUACAAAUCGUGAUCAUAAUUAACUUGAACAUUGUAUAAAGCACAAUAAGAUACUUCGUUCCAUGUACAUAUUAAAUUUAUGAAAUACUAACUGCAUACAAUCGAGCUUAUACUAGCGAGAUCUGGCAUCACAUUAUUAUUAUUCAUAUGUUAUCCCAAAAAUUAAGACCCGUGAUCUUUGUACUUAAAUUAGGUUAAAUUUGAGAUUUGUUUUAUACUUAGAUAAUAGUUUUAUGCCAUAACUAAUUUAUGUGUACUUUUAUAUAUUUUUAAUUAAAAUGCUAUAUUACGUUAUUUUAUGAAAUGAGAUAUAUAUAUUUGGCAUUUAUAUUAUAGAAUUUCGCUCAAUUAAAAUUAGCAUGUUCCCGUGUGAUUAUGUUGCGAGGUGUUUAGAUAUAAAUAUUUCCUCAAGAAGCCACAUUACCACCUCUUUGAGUGAACCUUCAUAUUUUAUUACGAAACGUACUGUUAAUAAAUGUAAAGUAGCAAUAGAAUAUUGUGUUCAAGCAGGUACUAAACGAUUGAAAUGGAACAUUAUUAUUCGGUAUAUAACAUUGGUGAAGAUAACAAUAUUUUUGCAAACAAAAUAACAAAACUUGUAUAACGAAGACAUGAAAAUAAAUCAAAUUUUAAAAUGA
Messenger RNA from Spodoptera frugiperda (fall armyworm), 3166 nucleotides. RefSeq names its product katanin p60 ATPase-containing subunit A-like 1 (gene Kat60). The record is from RefSeq and is a predicted model, not a curated record. Gene Ontology annotation, biological process: microtubule severing. The coding region runs from base 313 to 2151 and encodes 612 amino acids. Gene Ontology annotation, molecular function: microtubule binding; microtubule severing ATPase activity; ATP hydrolysis activity. The transcript has 11 exons. Lineage: Eukaryota; Metazoa; Arthropoda; Insecta; Lepidoptera; Noctuidae. Gene Ontology annotation, cellular component: microtubule cytoskeleton.